AUGUUGUCUAGCCCCAUUGACAGACAUAUAUCGGCACAACCCUCCUUCCGUCAACGGUUGUCUCAAACCAUUUCUCUCAUUCUUUUUUCUUCAUCGUCGCCGCUACCCUUUGAGCAACGACCCAACGCUUUCAACGUUAAGGCACUUCUAUCGCCGCCAAUAAGUAUCCACGUGCGGACAGGCGAUUUGCGGGCAUCGAGUCGAGAAGACGCGUUCCCCAAUCAAUCUCUCUCUCUCUCUCUCUCUCUCUCUCUCUCUCUCUCUCUCUCUCUUUUCACCAUACGGCUCAAACACCUAAACUUCGAUGAUAGACCUUUUAUACCCAACCUUACGACUUUCCUACGUAAUACGAGAUUCUUUAUAUUUAUCUACCGCCUCCUGACAAUAAUCACAGGCAGCGCGAGAAUUGAAAACCUCUUCCUCUUUUCCUUUGACUUUGGCAACAACAAGACAUUCUUUUCUCGUUCUGUCGGCAUACAAAGUUCUCUUCUUGGUGACCAAACUCCCUCCAUUCAUCACUUAUUUUCAUCCCGUCCACUGGGAAAUUACGCCUUUCUUUUACAACCGCUAGAAGGUGAAAAUUUACUUAAACACGCGCAAAAACACUUUUUGAAAACGCACGUUUCUUCUUCUUCUUCUUUUUUUUUUUCUUUUUUUUCAGGGGCUUCUUCGAAAGGACUUGUCAAAACUUUCUCUGGAGGGGAAACUCGCCCUCAGCAACUUUAUUACCCAUGCAUCCUUCACUUAUGGGCAAAUGCUGCCUGCCUUUUUCAACAGGGAGAGAGAAACAACCUCCUGUCUCUAAGCGGUCUUGUUUCCAACUGCUGCUAA
Messenger RNA from Acanthosepion pharaonis, 831 nucleotides. The record is from the annotation of a GenBank genome assembly. NCBI's taxonomy places the organism in Eukaryota, Metazoa, Mollusca, Cephalopoda, Sepiida, Sepiidae.